CACCGCACGGUGAGUCACCGCACGGUGAGUCCCCGACCGGUGAGUCACCGCCUAGUGAGUCACCGCACGGUGAGUCACCGCACGGUGAGUCACCGCACGGUGAGUCACCGCCUAGUGAGUCACCGCACGGUGAGUCACCGCACGGUGAGUCACCGCACGGUGAGUCACCGCCUAGUGAGUCACCGCACGGUGAGUCACCGCAUGGUGAGUCACCGCUUGCCCGAAACGCGGGCCGUCGUGAACACUAGUAGUACGUGUUUGUAG
Messenger RNA from Micromonas commoda, 264 nucleotides. RefSeq lists its product with no specific name. The annotation marks the transcript as partial. NCBI's taxonomy places the organism in Eukaryota, Viridiplantae, Chlorophyta, Mamiellophyceae, Mamiellales, Mamiellaceae. The transcript has a single exon. The record is from RefSeq and is a predicted model, not a curated record.